UCCAGCAAGAAGAAGAAAUCCUCCAAAAUGCCCCCCAAGAAGGCUGUUGUGCAAGAGAAGGUCCUUCUGGGCCGCCCAGGAAAUAACCUGAAGAGUGGUAUCGUUGGUCUCGCCAACGUCGGCAAGUCCACUCUCUUCCAGGCUAUCACGAAGUCUACGCUGGGUAACCCCGCCAACUUCCCCUAUGCCACCAUCGACCCCGAGGAAGCUCGUGUCAUUGUUCCCGAUGACCGCUUCGACUGGCUGUGCGAGCACUACAAGCCCAAGUCCGUGGUGCCUGCCAACUUGACCGUGUAUGAUAUCGCCGGUCUGACCCGCGGUGCCUCGACUGGUGCUGGUCUCGGUAACUCCUUCUUGUCCCACAUCCGUGCCGUCGAUGCCAUCUUCCAGGUCGUGCGUUGCUUCGACGAUGCUGAGAUCAUCCACGUUGAGGGUGACGUCGACCCCGUUCGUGACUUGAACAUCAUCAGCGAGGAGCUGCGUGUCAAGGAUAUCGAGUUCGUCGAGAAGGCGCUCGAGGCUCUCCAGAAGCAGACCAAGCGUGGUGGUCAGAGUCUCGAGAUGAAGAAGCUGCGCGAGGAAGAGGGCACUGUUGCCAAGGUCCUCGAGUGGCUGCGUGAGGGCAAGGAUGUCCGCAAGGGUGAUUGGGGCCCUAAGGAGGUCGAGACUAUCAACCCUCUCAUGUUGUUGACGGCUAAGCCCGUUGUCUACCUGGUCAACCUGAGCGAGAAGGACUACAUCCGCCAGAAGAACAAGUACCUGCCUAAGGUGUUCGACUGGAUCAAGACCAACUCCACUGGUGACCCUCUGAUCCCCAUCUCCGUCUCCUUCGAGGAGCGCCUGACCCGGUUCGAGGAUGAGGCUGCCGCCCUCGAGGAGUGCAAGAGCCUGAACACCAAGUCUGCCCUGCCCAAGGUGAUCACCACCAUGCGUCAGUCGUUGAACUUGGCCAGUUUCUUCACCACUGGUACCGACGAGGUCCGUCAAUGGACCAUCCGCAAGGGUAUCAAGGCCCCUGCCGCGGCCGGUGUCAUCCACACCGACUUCGAGAAGACCUUCAUCCAGGCCAUUGUGUACAACUACGCUGUCCUGCGUGAGUACGGCGACGAAGGCGCCGUCAAGGCCGCCGGUAAGAUCAUGACCAAGGGCAAGGAUUACGUCGUCGAAGACGGUGACAUCCUGCUGAUCAAGGCCGCUGGAAGGAAAACGUUGCUCAUUCGUGGACCCAAGCACCAUCAGACAAUCCCCCCGAGCAACCGCUCGAAAGUCAAAUCCAGCGUGCAGCGCGCCCUGCGCCAACGCUUCCUGGAGACCUACCCGGGCUUCGAGCCGUACAUCGAGGAGGUCCUACCCAAGAAAGCCCAGCUGGAUGCCGUGAAGCUCCCCGAAAGAGCGACCCUCUACAGCAUCGACUCCACCCCGCUCUUCUUCCAACCGCUCGACGGCCCGCCCAUCCCGCACCUGAAACUCCUGCACGCCUACCCGGACGCCCUGCCCACCGUGCAGAUCGACCGCGGCGCCAUCCGCUUCGUGCUCUCGGGCGCCGCGCUCAUGGCCCCCGGGCUAACGUCCCCGGGCGGCCGGUUGCCCGACACGGAGCAUGCGGUGGAGGCGGGCCAGGUCGUGGCGGUCAAGGCCGAGGGGAAGGAGACGGUUUGUCUGGUGGGCGUGUUGAAGGUCGGCACCGAGGAGAUUAAGGCGAAAGGGAAGGGGGUCGUUUUGGAUGAGGGCCAUUAUUUGGGCGAUGGGCUUUGGAGGAUGACUUUGGAUUAGAUCGCUUUCUUUUUAUUGGACGGGGG
Molecule: messenger RNA, 1799 nt
Organism: Aspergillus japonicus CBS 114.51
Lineage: Eukaryota; Fungi; Ascomycota; Eurotiomycetes; Eurotiales; Aspergillaceae
Product: GTP-binding protein YchF
Exons: 6
Coding region: 28-1773 (581 amino acids)
Cellular component (GO): cytoplasm
Molecular function (GO): GTP binding; RNA binding; ATP hydrolysis activity
Source: RefSeq, a predicted model, not a curated record